AUGCAGCUUCCUCGACUGCCUCAAGGUGUGCCGCGCUAUGUGCUAAACACUGGUAUCGCUAUCUUCGUGCUGUCGCUGGUGCUGUGGUCGAUCAAUGCCCUGAACAUCGCUAGCAUCGGCAGCCUGCGGGGACGGCUGACCCAGCCUCUGCAUCUGGAUGAGCAUAAGGAUGGAGAGCACAACAAGGGCCAAUUGCCCUCCAAGCUUGACGCAACAACAGACCGUCGCUGCCAUGCCGUCCCCAACCCUCCAGAUGUCGCCGUGAUCGUAAAGACCGGCGCCAACGUGCUCUACGACAAGGUUCCCUUGCAACUGCUGUCGGCCUGGCGUUGUGCCGAAGAUCCGCUUAUCUUCUCCGACCUUGCCACAACGCUCGGCUCGUAUCAAGUUUAUGAUGUCCUGGACAAUGUCACCGAGGCUGUGAAGAACAGCCCGGAUUUUGAUUACUAUCGCAAAUUGCAGGAUUACAAGAAGAACGGCCAGGAUGUCCGAGAACUCCGCAACGAAGGAGAAGCCGGAUGGAAGCUGGACAAGUACAAGUUUAUCCCCAUGCUGAAAAAGACGUGGACGAUGCGACCAAAUCAUGACUGGUAUGUCUUCCUCGAGGGAGACACGUAUGCAUUUUGGACGAACAUGUUGUUAUGGUUGCAGCAAUUUGACCCGAAUGGACUUUACUACUUAGGAGAGCAGACCUAUGUCAACAAUGAAGGCUUCGCUCACGGUGGAAGUGGAUUUAUCAUAUCUAGAGGUGCCAUGGCCAAGGUUCUCGACGAUGACCCCGACAUCACCAUCCGCUACGACUCAAUUGCCCAGAGCGAGUACUAUGGCGAUUACGUUCUAAUGAAAGCGUUGAAAGAGAAAGGGGUUGAAUUGGGUCUCUACAAACCGAUGCUGCAAGGAGAGCCGCCCAGUUCAUUGCGCUACGGCCCAGGCCGCUACCAUGAAGAAAGAUACUGGUGCCAACCUCUCAUCUCGUUGCAUCAUGUUACACCCCUCGACGUGGACACUGUCUGGCAGUUUGAACAACAUCGAGAAGACUUAUCGAAACCCAUCCUGUUCGCCGACAUGUAUCAGCAUUUCAUGGCUGCCCACCUUCCUGAGGGUAGUGAUGAGCUUGAAGACUGGUAUAAUUACUCAGAUGAUGUUCACAUCCGAGGCCCUGAUGAAGAAGACGAAGAUCGACCCAUACCACCUGAAGAGAUGACACCGACGCAAGAACAGGCCUACUUGUCUGCCGAACACUGUGCCGCUGCUUGCGCCGAGUAUUCUCGUUGCAUGCAAUAUACAUACGAGUCCUCGGAACAGAAAUGUUCCUACUCGUUCUCAUAUCGCUUCGGCGAGAAGCGUCCCCCGAAAUCUGAUGGCAAGAGAUAUAAGUCUGGCUGGAUCAGGUCGAAGAUUGAAAAGGAUAUAGAAGAAAACCCUUGCCAAUCGGUAGUCUGGAAGGGAUUCCAUACUGCUUAAGCAAUUUGGUUUUCGGAUGUGUACAUUUUGCAUUUCUGGCGUUGGUAUUCGAUAUCUAGUAUACACAAUUUUACCAUGUACAUUUGUUGGAAGGUAGCCAAUCCUUCGGUUUAUGAGCUACGUUCAUGUAGUAUAUUCCUUUUUAGAACAACGCACAGCAUUACCCGUAUUCC
This is a messenger RNA of Talaromyces stipitatus ATCC 10500, 1637 nucleotides long. RefSeq lists its product as uncharacterized. The transcript has a single exon. Bases 1 to 1464 code for a protein of 487 amino acids. The record is from RefSeq and is a predicted model, not a curated record. Lineage: Eukaryota; Fungi; Ascomycota; Eurotiomycetes; Eurotiales; Trichocomaceae.